CCAAAACAUCAACAAAGUAUCGUGACAGCUUGUGGCUAGCAGUCGAAAAAACGUUACUGUCUUUAUAUCACCAGAUUUAAUACGGAUACGACCAUCAUGGCAUCUUUAUCUAAACAGGAUAAUUCAGACGACUUGAAUGAAUCCUGGGUUGAGUUACAACAGAAUUCUUUAUCAACACAAAUAGAUCCUGAAUUACCCCGAUCUCAGUCAGCAUAUAAUGGAAACUUUGAAAAGUUAUUACAAGAAGCACAACGAGAAUCACGAACACCAUCACGACCUAACAGUAAAGAGUCUUCAACUAGAACAAGUCCAAAGAAUCCAGGUAGUCCUACCAAUGAAUGGGUGAGUGGAAGUUGGAGAGAAAAACAGGACCCUGGUACAGAUUGGAUUUGGGAUUGGUCCAGUAGACCAGAAAUACUACCAAACAGUGAUUGGAAUGGUAAAUUUAAACAUCCUGGAGCCAAACCUAUUAAACAUACCCUCAGUGUACGCCAUUCUAAAGCUAUGAAAAAAGGUGGAAUAUUUAACUUUGAAAACAUACCAACAUUAUUGCUGACACAUGCUUGCACAUUUUUCUUAGGAGCAGCAGUUAUGUUUGUAUAUGUAAAGAAGUAUUGCACAGGAUGGACAAUGGUUUCAUUGGAUUGACCUGGUCAUUUCUAAAACUUAAUGGGAUCUGAAUGAUUGCAUGAAUGAUGAACGCAUGUCUAGUUUGGGCAAACUGUAUCUUUAUAUUGUAUAAGUAUAAUCACAUAUUUAUUAAUUUAUAUUCCCAAUCAUUAAGGAUUUCCUUAUUUUUCGAAUUUCUAAAAGCAAAUUUAUUCACUUUCAACUCUAUUUUUAAACCCAAACCAAAGAACUAUAUCUUCCUUCUAAACUUUUAAAAAAAAAAAAAUCCAUUUGAAAAAAUAAUAUGGAGACAGCUAUGUAUUAGAAUCUUAGAAUACAGCUUGAAUGGCUUGCAAUAACUUCAAACAGAAGUGACCAACAGAUUAAAUGUAUUACUUACUGAAUUUAUUCAAUAUGUAAUUUUAUUCUAACUCGUUUAAUUGCAUGUAGGCUAUCAAAUAGUGAAACACUAUUGCCUAUUUAAAGUUUUUGUGAAAUCAGUUUGAAACAAGAUACUUUAAAAAUCAUGCAGAAUAAAGUGGUUUGCAUUUAACCAAUUUGGCAAGCAAGAUAGGCCUACAUUUAACCUUACAUUAGGAUCAUGGAAAUUCAAAUUGAAUCGAAAUACAAAUUUCUUUUCCUAUCUAUCAUGUGAUAAAAUUUGCUUUUAUUUCGAUUUUUAUCCCUUUGUUUUUUAAAUAUGUGCAAUUAUAUCUUUUUUCUUUUAUCUUAAAGACAUUUUUAAUGUCUUUCAAUUUCUUUAACUUUGCGUUAUUAGAAUUGUAAAGAUGUUGUGUAUUAUUCAGAGAAUGCAUUAAUUGAACAUUUUGUCUCCUGAAUUUGACAAAGCCAAAUAAAUUGGUCAUUUAAUAUGCUUUUUACAUCAAGUUGAUUUUAAUUAUUUGUAAGUGCUGGUUUUUAGUUAGUGCUAGUAAGCAUUCAAUUUUUUAUCAUUUAUCAAACCCAAUCCAAUUAUCUUAUUAUUAUCUAUGUAUACUUCUAUAAUAUACUCUGAUUGUGUUUUAUUUCUACAUAUUUUGUUGUGAACAAAAAAAUCCCUAGAAAUGGACAAUUCAUGCUAAAAAAUAUUUGUUUAUUUUUUCUUGAUCAUUUCAAAAAAUCAUCUCUUUGAGAUUUGAAGUAGGAUUUAUACUACAUUAUAAUAUUGAUCUGCUUCAGUCAGAAAAAUGCAGACAUUCAGUAAAGCGCUAUGUCCUCCCAUAGCUUUUUCUGAACGAAAAAUUAUAUUUAAAUUUGUAUACACACAGUAAUCUGAUUGGUUGAGGAUAUAACUAUUAUUGACCAAUCAGAUGGUAUUGUUAUAAUUUAAAUUUGUGUGAAAAUGAUCAGAGCUGAGUGUAAACAAUAAAUAUGCCCAACAGAAAUGAUGAUAUGAACUGGUUUGUUGUUGAGAUAUGUAUUGUAUUUGUAAUUAUACUAAUUUGUUUCAAACUGGAGUGACAGUGGCACUUUUUUUUUAAGUCAUCCAUUUUUUCUUGUAAACUAUACCUUGCUCAUUAGAACAGAAAAAAUGUUCUAUUUACAGCCUUAAAAUAAUGUAUGAAAUUUUCAAUAUGUGACUUCCAAUUCUAAACAGGUUUUGGAUAUUGAGUACUGUUCAAUAUUAUAAUAAUUUGCUCUGUUCAUUUUAAUUUCAUUCCGCUCACUUUUAUGAUUCAUUUUACAUUCAAAGACUUCCCAGAUUAAUUGGAUUCCAUCUUCUGUAGAGGGUUUGUUUUUGUUUCAAAGGUUUGCUUGAAAUUUACUAAUAUUUUGAAAAAAAUAUGAAUUCUGUAAAUUUAAUGUUAAUUUCAUGUAUGUAAAACUACAAAAUUUUCUUUUUGAUAUUUAACUACCCUAUAUUUUGGAAAUAUGUGUUUUGGACAUUUAGAAGUGUUUAUGUGUUUCUUUGUUGAACUGAAAUAUUUUUUAUUAGUUACUAUCUGUAUUUUUGAGAUGGAGACAGAUUUGAAUUUGAUUGUCAAGAAUUGAUCCGUAAUGAUACAUUUAUGAGGUCAUUGAAUUAUAAAGAUAAUAAUCCUUUAAUUCUUACAAAAAACAAACUUGAUUGCUUAUGCUUCAAAUCUGCAUAUUUGAACCAUUUAAGUAAAAGAAUUGAGCAGGGUUCCAUUAUUUUGACUGAAUUCUAACUACAACUGUGCAUGCUAUACAUGCAGUAUUGCUAUGAUAACAUGUAUACUCUAUAAUGUGUAUAUGUAUUGUAUUUAUCUUGUAUUUAUGUACAUUUUCUUAUAUAUUCUCUAUAAACAUUGUAUAAUUCUAAUAGUAAUAAGGCGCACAUCAAUGUUACGUGUGGUUUAUGUUAUUUGGAUACAAAAUCUUUUUAUUUUUGAGAAUUUAAAAACUUUUUUAAAAAAUGCUUGUUUGGUAGCCUACUGAGUAUAUAAGUCUGCAACUUUUUGAUUGUGAGAAAAAUUUUUUUGAGAUUGCGUUUAAAAAAGUAAUGCACUAAAAAGUUUGGAUAAAUUUUAUUAAUCUGAAAAUUUAUUUACAUUGUAAAUUGUAUUUUCAUGGCUUUUGCUUUCAGAAUGGUAAACACAACUUUCAGUUUAUAAUUCUAAAUCAUUCACCUUAAAGAGGCAGUUUGCGCUAAAUUAUAUUGCAUAUUUUGAAAUAUUCAUAUCUUAAUCUCAAAAGAACUGUUACAGCAAUAAAUUUUGAAAAUCAAACUAUUUUCUAAAAAUUUAUUACCAUUGAAAUUAAUGGAAAUAUAAACAAAUUUAUAAAUUUGAGGUUCAAAGGGAAACAUUAAUUUUUUGAUAAAUAUUGUUAAUAUGAUGUUGGCGCAUACUCCCCCUUUAAGUACUGAUAUCCAAAAGACGCUGCAUUCCAGUUAGUUGCAACUUGUGUGAGCUGGUUCAGAAUCAGUUUGUAUAGUGCUUGAUAACUAUUUACUUUUAAUUAUCACUAGUCUAUUCAUUUUUAUUAUAUUAAUUGUAUUACAAAGAAAAUACAGUUUCUGGUGUAUUAAAAAACGGUACUAAUUUUCUUAAAUCAAACCCCAGUCAUGCACUAUGACCAUGUAAAUAAACAUGUUAGACCUAUAUCUUAGAAAAUUGUUGGUGCUGGAAAUUAAUAUUCACUAUUUUGUGUUGAGCUUACUGCAAUUCUAUUUUCAUGUUCUUGUCAUGGAGAAAUAUGAUAAAUUUCUUACAUGUUAAAUAUCUUAUUAAAAUGUAUUUGAUAUUGUGAUAAGGUGCAUGAUCUUAUAUGAAAUAAAAUUUAAUUGAAAU
This is a messenger RNA of Lottia gigantea (owl limpet), 3863 nucleotides long. RefSeq lists its product as hypothetical. Gene Ontology annotation, biological process: positive regulation of apoptotic process; mitochondrial outer membrane permeabilization. Gene Ontology annotation, cellular component: nucleus; mitochondrial envelope; mitochondrial outer membrane. The transcript is spliced from 6 exons. NCBI's taxonomy places the organism in Eukaryota, Metazoa, Mollusca, Gastropoda, Lottiidae. The coding region runs from base 97 to 648 and encodes 183 amino acids. The record is from RefSeq and is a predicted model, not a curated record.